Messenger RNA from Alligator mississippiensis (American alligator), 2341 nucleotides. It is a transcript of the gene C3AR1, whose product is annotated as complement C3a receptor 1. Lineage: Eukaryota; Metazoa; Chordata; Crocodylia; Alligatoridae. The record is from RefSeq and is a predicted model, not a curated record. The transcript has a single exon. Gene Ontology annotation, molecular function: G protein-coupled receptor activity; complement component C5a receptor activity; complement component C3a receptor activity. Gene Ontology annotation, cellular component: plasma membrane. Gene Ontology annotation, biological process: chemotaxis; complement receptor mediated signaling pathway; inflammatory response. Bases 4 to 1476 code for a protein of 490 amino acids.
AGUAUGUCACCACUUCUGGGAAAUAACAGUUCAUAUGAACACAUGGAAAAUGGACUGUAUAAUUCACCAGAAUCCAUUGUUUCCCUUGCUAUCUUCAUCCUUGUCUUCAUACUGGGCGUGCCAGGCAAUGGCUUGGUCAUCUGGGUUGCAGGCAGGAAAAUGAAGCGGACUGUAAACAGUGUUUGGUUCCUGAACCUUGCUGUGGCUGACUUCCUGUGCUGCCUUUCUCUGCCUUUCCACAUUGCUCAUCUGAUCCUCCAUGACAACUGGCCAUAUGGCUCGUUCCUUUGCAAGGUAAUCCCCUCAGCCAUUAUCUUCAAUAUGUUUGCCAGUGUUUUCCUUCUUACUGCCAUCAGCAUUGACCGCUGCCUCUUGGUGAUGAAGCCAGUCUGGUGUCAAAACCGUCGCACAGUCAGGUUUGCGUGGGUGACAUGCGCUAUCAUCUGGAUCCUGGCUUUUGUUAUGUGCUCUCCAGUCUUCCUGUACCGAGAGACCUCUGUAGAUAAAUCUGGCAAAACAAAGUGUGACUACAACUAUGGAGAUGAAGAAUUUUAUGAGUACAUGUAUAAUGGCAAUGAUUCUGACAUAAACUAUGACUUUUUUGGGGACAAGGAUCUAGGGGACCACGCAACUGUGGAGCCAACUGGAACCCAUGACGACACCUUCUUAACUUAUCAGCUUCCUGAUGAACACCUGGAUUUCCAAAUAGCCAUCCAUCCCAGUGCUUCUACCAUCAUUAGCCCACCGUCAUUCAGUCUUCUCCAUUCGGUGGUACCAAAUGACCUUGAUGCUACAGCUGCCACAAAUUCAUCUACAGUGUCUUUUGCUCACCCUGAUUUCAAGUCCUCUGAGCCUCCUGACAGCCCUCCUGAUGUUGACCCAUUCACAAUGACCGAUGCCAUCAUCCCUUUAGAGUUAUCUGACCUUCCUUCUGGCAGGUUCAAUGAUGAAAUGUCUUCACCGGAGAAUACAAUGGAAGAUUACAGUGAUUACGUCCCCAAAAGCAGCCUGUCAGUCAUCACUUUGACCAUCACUAGAACUGUCUUUGGCUUCCUUCUCCCUUUUGGCAUAAUGGCAGCUUGCUAUGGCCUCAUUGCCUUCAAGAUGCAUGCAUCUCAAUUUAAGAAGCCCCGGGGUAAGACCUUGCAAGUGAUUGUGGUGGUGGUGGCUGCACUCUUUGUCUGUUGGGCUCCGUACCACAUAGUUGGCAUAUUGCUCCUGACAGUGAAGACUUACACAACAUUAUGGAAGAUGCUACCACUCUGGGACCACCUCUCAAUUGCCUUAGCCUAUGUCAACAGUUGCAUCAAUCCAGUGCUCUAUGCAUUUGUGGGACGGGACUUCAGGGAGAAGGCAUGUCUAUCGCUGAAGGUGAUCCUGGAGCGUGCCUUGAGUGAGGAAGUUACAUACACAACUGCCUAUUCCCGUGACAGGGCCAAGACCUCAACAGACAAGGAUAUCAGCAGUGUCCUAUGAAAUGGGUAUUUUCACUGGCAUUGCAAAGGCAGAGAGCCAGCCAAAGCCUCCCCACCCCAUGACUUUCUAUUGAAGGACUACAGAGCCAUAACAAGCUUAACUAUAAUCUAUUGGGGACUAGGACACUUCAGAGCAGGCUACUCUCCUCCUCUGACACCUUCCUAGUGAGAGAAGGGAGGUGGGGGAUACUGGGGAAGUGACCUAAGGGAUAAGGAGGGAGGGAGGCAGAGACAGAGAGACCUUUACCUCACCAUUUACAGAGAGACAGGCAUAUGUGGAAGGACACAUGGUGGGGUCAUGUAACUUAUCCUCUGCAUUGCUGAUUGAGAAUGCCACUGAAGACCAUGGAUCUAUUAAUCGCCAGUCUGUCUCCUAUACCUGCUACAUUAUAGAUGAGAUUCUGCAUUGAUACAUCUCCUUAUUCUGUCACCCUAACCUCCCCCACCCUUCCUUAGGACCCCUGAACCUUCCCUGUAGCAGAAGCUGAUGGAGGGGGAGGGCAGGACCAGCUUUCCUCACUAGCAUUUUACCCCAUGUCCACUGAGCACUGAAAGCUGACUUUAAUGCCAGUAUUCCUGGGGUCACUGUGUAUUGGUUUACUGAAAGUUCCUGUCCUACAAGAAAGUCCCCAAAGGGCCAGGUCCCUUUAUUGCAGGCAGGAGCUCAUUAAAUCUAGGACCCACCUUUUGGGAGCAUGGAAUGAGAUGCAUCAAUGAGGCAAAGGGAACUGAUGUAUGCUACACUACUCAUAGAGAUGUGCUUAUUCUGUCUGGAGCUGCUUGGAUGCCCAAACCUAAUCAGAGCAGGGAGGGACAACUUUCCAAGAGGAAAAUCUGAAUGGGUGCAUCAGGUAAAACUAAAACUA